Molecule: messenger RNA, 1141 nt
Organism: Cladocopium goreaui
Lineage: Eukaryota; Dinophyceae; Suessiales; Symbiodiniaceae
Source: the annotation of a GenBank genome assembly
CAGCGCAUCCUGGAGAAGUUGGCUCGCCUGGCCACCCUGGCGGAGGUGCCGAUGAAGGCCGUGACGGAGAACGAGUUGGAGAACAUGAACGCUGAGAGAAAAGCAGUGUUGCUGGACAUGCUCAACGUGCAAGUCCUGGCAGCUCCAGUGGCCGGUUUCGGGACCAAACGCUCCAUGCAGAUGGACUUUGAGGUUGAAUGGACUCAGAAGUGGGACCUGAACUUGCUGAAUGCCUCGCAAACUGAGAUGCAGGACUAUGUGACCUACAUGUUCUUCAGAUCUCAGUUCGGCGUGGCGUACCACUUCGUGGAGGAGUCGGUUUUCCAGCAGUUCGCACACAAUGUCGAGGCCAACUAUAAGGACGUGCCAUACCAUUGUUUCCCUCACGCCGUGGACGUGUUAUUCACCGUUUUUCGGCUUCUGCAGCUGACGCGCGCUGGCAAAUGGACGGGCGAGAUUGAGCAGUAUGCUCUGCUGGUGGCUUCCCUAUGCCAUGAUCUUGGCCAUUUCGGGAGAACCAACCAAUUCCUGGUGGAGAUCAAGCACGAACUCGCCUUGAGGUAUAACGACAAGUCGCCCCUGGAGAACAUGCACCGUGCCAUGCUCUUCCAGUUGUGCCAGCAUGGCGACACGGAUGUGUUUGCCUUUGCCACGCCGGAGCAGCAAAAGGAAGCCCGAAAGAUCGCCAUCGCGGCGAUUUUGCACACGGACAACGUGCAUCACUUCGACAUGGUCAAGGACGUGAGCGCCGUCUACGAGAUGGAGAGCGGGCUCUGUGAUUCACAGGCGAUUUCGCCAGAGGUGAUCACUCAGCCGUACCAUGAGAGAGUGCUGCAGGGCAAGAACAAGAUGAUGUGGCUGCAGCUGUUCCUACACUUUGCGGAUGUCUCAAAUCCUCUGAAGCCCUUCGACAUUUGCAUGUCUUGGGCAUGGCGGGUCCUCGACGAAUUCUUCGACCAGGGAGACGAGGAGAAGGACCUGGGAAUCCCCGUGGGGAUGUUGAACGACCGCCACAAGGUGAACCGUCCUGGCUCGCAACAUGGCUUCAUCAACUUUCUGGUGGCCCCUUUCGUUGCUGCCUCUGUCCGGGUCUUCCCGGGCUUGCAGCCCUUGCAUUCCCAGAUGAUCCGAAAUCUGGAGG